This is a messenger RNA of Diospyros lotus (date-plum), 1279 nucleotides long. RefSeq names its product ribonuclease 2-like. The transcript has 9 exons. NCBI's taxonomy places the organism in Eukaryota, Viridiplantae, Streptophyta, Magnoliopsida, Ericales, Ebenaceae. Bases 96 to 914 code for a protein of 272 amino acids. Gene Ontology annotation, molecular function: ribonuclease T2 activity; RNA binding. Gene Ontology annotation, cellular component: extracellular region. The record is from RefSeq and is a predicted model, not a curated record. Gene Ontology annotation, biological process: RNA catabolic process.
AAAGUUACAAUUGUACCCCGCGAUCUCUUCGCGCACAGUGCACAGCUUAUUGCUUCUGCCAAGCACACACGAGCAGAGAGCCAGCGCCUGUGGCAAUGGCUUCUCCGCUACUCCAAGUCCUUGUCUAUCUGGAAAUCUUGGUCUUGUUGAUGCCGUCGGGCUGCGUUCCAAAUCCCUGUCGGCGGGUCGUAGAUGCGCAAGAACAGAGAGAGUUUGAUUAUUUCUUAUUGUCUCUUCAAUGGCCCGGAACCCUCUGUCGGAGAUCCCUCAAUUGUUGUUCCUCCAAUGCUUGUUGCCGAGGCUCAAAUGCUCCAACUGAGUUUACAAUCCAUGGACUGUGGACUAACUACAAUGAUGGAACUUGGCCUGCAUGUUGCAGUUGUUCUAAUUUUGACAUAAAAGAGAUCUCAACAUUGGUUGACACCCUAGAGAAGUAUUGGCCAUCAUUAACUUGUGACUCUUGGCCAACUUGUGAUGGUGGAAAAGGAUUAUUUUGGGCGCAUGAGUGGGAAAAGCAUGGGACAUGUUCGUUUCCAGUUAUUCAGGGUGAAUACAAUUACUUUUUGACAACCCUUAACCUCUAUUUCAAAUAUAAUGUCACGAAAGUUCUGAAUGAUGCUGGAUAUGUCCCUUCAAACUCUGAGAGAUAUCCUCUUGGAGGCAUUAUCUCCACAAUCCAAAAUGCCUUCCAUGCAACACCAUCACUGACUUGCUCUGAUGGUGCAGUGGAGGAACUGAGAUUAUGCUUUUACAAGGAUUUUAAGCCUCGGGAUUGUGUAAUUACAUUUAGCAGUCAAGAUGACAUUCCUUCUUCCAACAAUUGUCCCAAAUAUGUGAGAUUUCCAGCAUUCACACCAUUGAGGCUUGGAAAUGGUGAUGCUUCUUCAUGGUCGACACAAAAUGAAGCUCUUUAAGACCCAGUGGAGCCUGCAGACAUUCUUGGUCCCCAUAAAGAAACUACAAAUUGCUCUAUCGCAUGUGUUGAGUCUUUUAUGACUUUGAUGGGGACCAGAGUGGGAGGUUCUCUCUUGGCUGGUGAAACUGUUGAAAGAAUGACAUCAAAUUCAUUGUGUGGGUUUAUGCUAUUCCACUUCCUGUAUCAUGUUCAGAUCCCUGAUUUACUGUUCUGGCUGUUGUACUGCAUGGUCGACCCACUUAAUGGGACUAAGGUUUGUAAUUUUACCACUAUUGUAUUGCCACAAAAUGAGAUUUAAGGCUCAUGAUGUUUUCGUCUCUACUGUUGUAUUACAUAUCCAUUGCAGGUAAGUGAUUGCAUGCA